Populus nigra (black poplar) is the source of this 1216-nucleotide messenger RNA. Its product is annotated as lactoylglutathione lyase GLX1-like. The transcript has 9 exons. Lineage: Eukaryota; Viridiplantae; Streptophyta; Magnoliopsida; Malpighiales; Salicaceae. The record is from RefSeq and is a predicted model, not a curated record. Gene Ontology annotation, cellular component: cytoplasm. Bases 148 to 1032 code for a protein of 294 amino acids. Gene Ontology annotation, molecular function: lactoylglutathione lyase activity; metal ion binding.
AACACGUGGAAAACAUCGACAACUUCACAACGUAACAGCCCCGUCACUCUAAUAUAAUUCUUUUUAAAUACCUGUCAAGGCACUGUACGCGACGGUCAUUUCAGCUCUUACUCUCCACUCUCCACUCUCCACUUUCUGAAUUAAGGUAUGGCUGAGGAGGCAGCGAAAGCAGUGACGCCAAACGCAGAGUUGCUGGAAUGGCCGAAGAAAGACAAGCGUCGUUUGCUUCAUGCUGUGUAUCGUGUUGGUGAUCUUGAUCGCACCAUUAAGUUUUAUACAGAAGGAUUUGGAAUGAAGUUAUUAAGGCACAGGGAUAUACCAGAAGAGAAAUACUCCAAUGCAUUUCUUGGGUUUGGACCUGAAGAGUCUAAUUUUGUUGUUGAAUUAACUUACAAUUAUGGGGUGACUUCAUAUGAUAUUGGAGAAGGUUUUGGUCAUUUUGCAAUUGCAACUGAGGAUGUUUAUAAGCUAGUAGAAAAGCUCCGUGCCCUUGGUGGUAACGUUACUAGGGAACCUGGUCCGGUCAAAGGUGGAGCAUCUGUAAUUGCUUUCGUGAAGGAUCCUGAUGGCUAUGCUUUUGAGCUCAUCCAGAGAGGUCCAACUCCUGAGCCCCUCUGCCAAUUAAUGCUCCGUGUUGGAGAUCUUGAUCGCUCUAUCAAGUUCUAUGAAAAGGCCUUGGGGAUGAAGCUAUUGAGGAAGAUUGAUAGACCUGAGUACAAGUACACAUUGGCCAUGAUGGGGUAUGCUGAUGAAUAUGAGACAACUGUUCUGGAAUUGACUUACAACUAUGGUGUGACUGAAUACACCAAGGGAAAUGCAUAUGCACAGGUUGCAAUUAGUACUGAUGAUGUGUACAAAAGUGCUGAGGUUGUCAACCUUGUUACGCAAGAGCUUGGUGGUAAGAUAACACGUCAACCAGGACCAAUUCCUGGAAUCAACACAAAAAUCACCUCUUUUCUAGAUCCAGAUGGCUGGAAAUCUGUUCUGGUUGACAAUGAGGACUUCCUCAAAGAACUCCACAAGGAAGAGUGAUUGCAUAAAUAGAGGAUACUGGAUCCUUUACUAUCUAAGCUUCGCCAUCUGCGUAUGCAUAAUGAUGCCCAGUGUUUGUAUAUAUCCAUGACAGCAGCCAGUAGCUAUCCCAGUAUGUGUCGACGGCUGCUGUUGCCUGUGGCUUCCAACUGGAAUAAAAUGUUUGUGGUGGUUUUUCGAGACU